CUCCCCCUUCCCUCCGUUCUCUCGUUGGUUUCGUCCCGUGCGGGCCAUAGCGACGGCAGGCGCGCUGAGGGAAGAUGGCGGCUCCGGCCUCUACACCGCUGCCGGCUUAGUGAGCGUGGCGCUCGCCUUUUUCUCCCUUCCCCUCCUUGCUCCUGCAUCCCGUCCCUCCCGGCUGCCCUCCGCCUCUUCUCCUUCCCCGCCGGGGGCGUAGAGAUCAUGUCGGACUCGGAGGAGGAGGAGGGUCCGGACCGCCAGCUCAAGCUAGUGGUGCUGGGGGACGGCACCACUGGCAAGACAUCCUUAGCUAUGCGUUUUGCCCAAGAAACGUUUGGAAAGCAGUAUAAACAAACCAUGGGACUGGACUUCUUCUUGAAAAGGAUAAUCUUGCCAGGAAAUUUGAAUGUUACUCUUCAAGUGUGGGAUGUAGGGGGACAAACAAUAGGAGGCAAAAUGCUGGAUAAAUAUAUUUAUGGAGCUCAGGGUAUUCUCCUGGUUUAUGAUAUUACCAAUGGGCAGAGCUUUGAAAAUUUAGAAGACUGGUAUAAUGUGGUGAAAAAGGUGAAUGAAGAUUCAGAAACACAGCCACUUGUGGCUUUGGUUGGAAAUAAAGUUGACUUGGAGCAUAUGCGCACAGUGAAAGUUGACAAGCACCAGCGGUUGUGUCAGGAAAACAAUUUCAGUAGCCACUUUGUGUCGGCCAAGACAGGAGAUUCUGUCUUUCUGUGUUUUCAGAGAAUUGCUGCUGACAUACUUGGCAUCAAAUUAAACAAAGCAGAGUUGGAACAGUCACAGCAGAAUCAGAAAAUGGAAGGUGAUCAUGUGCCUUGGCCACAUCAGGGUGAAGUUGAGCAGCUUAGCUUAAACUGCUGCCGAAAGUUGUUUUUAAGCGAAGCUGCCAGACUUUGUGCUGAAGCGGAUGAGGUACAAGCACACGUUACAUUCCACCAGCUCUCCUUUGGCAGCAGUGAUCUCCAGCGGAGGAAUAGCACAGACAUUUGGGGGUGAGGGUGGUGAAGGCAGAUAUUGUCAACUACAGUCAGGAGCCUGUGACAAGAACCGUUAAUCCUCCUAGAAGCUCAAUGUGUGCAGUUCAAUGACCAGACUCGUCUCUGUUUUGAUACCUUUGGUGGUCCUCUUACCUUGACACAGGCUCCGGGAUUACCAGGAACUUUGUUUUAACAGUGACCAUCUCAACAAUGCAACUAGAGGUUUCAAAAAGGUGUUGUAUGUUGAGAGCAGCAGGCAGUUUUUUGACUGACCAAAAUUCAAACGUGUGACCACACACUUUGAAAAUUAAGCUCUCUACUCUUUUAAAUCAUAUUUGAAUAAAGCAGUAUAACUGUGUUUAUAUGUUUUGUUCUCUCUAUUUGUCUGACACCAGAAUAAAAAUGGAUUAAGAAGUCCUGCAUUCAAAGACAUCAUCAUGGAAGGGUAUUUUGCCAAAAAUUUUAAAUUUUAAAAAUUUUUCUUCUGUGAUCUGAACUACCACUCAGCAAAAUGUAACUCAGAAAAGCUAUUGCUGGAAUAAUGUUAAGCACGUAGUAUAUUUUAUCUAGGGAUAAUUUGGGAAGUAUUCCAUUAGUAUAUAUAUAUAUAUAUACACACAUAGUCACACAUAGUGCAAAAUGUAUAAAUUGUAUCCAGUAAGAAACAGUGCUUGAAAUAAAGCUGUAAUAUAAAACUA
Molecule: messenger RNA, 1684 nt
Organism: Columba livia (rock pigeon)
Lineage: Eukaryota; Metazoa; Chordata; Aves; Columbiformes; Columbidae
Gene: RAB28
Product: RAB28, member RAS oncogene family
Exons: 8
Coding region: 217-1005 (262 amino acids)
Biological process (GO): regulation of exocytosis
Molecular function (GO): GTPase activity; GTP binding
Source: RefSeq, a predicted model, not a curated record